AGUCUUGAAUGAGUUCUGUUGGCUGUAGAUCCCCGAGCAGAGACCGUUUUGGGGCAGCAGCAGAGCGAGACAGAGGGCGACGGAAAACACCCCAACUACCGUAUUUGCUAUCCCGCUCAACAUGAACCUCAUCGGGGGCUACCAGCAUCACCACCACCUGAUGCACGAACCCUUCCCGUUCGUCCAGCGAUGUCAUCAGGAUGCGCCGUACUUCCAGAGCUGGGUGGUGAACCACGGCGAGGUGCCCCCGGACUUCCAGAUCCAAGCGCCCUACCCGGCCGUGGACCUCGCGCCUGGAGCGACGCACGAUGCCCGGCUGGAGAGCCUUCAAGUGGGGAUGGGGAAGAGGAGAGCGUCGGGGCCGAAAAAGGAGCGCCGGAGGACGGAGAGCAUCAACACAGCUUUCGCCGAGUUGCGGGAGUGCAUCCCCAACGUCCCCGCAGACACAAAACUGUCUAAAAUUAAAACGUUACGCCUGGCGACCAGUUACAUCGCCUACCUGAUGGACGUCCUGGCCAAAGACUCCGGGGAGACAGAAGGCUUUAAGGCCGAAAUUAAGAAAUUUGAAAGCCGGGAUCUGAAAAGGAAACGGGAUCUGACUGACGGCCUGCCGGAGUCUUUAGGAGCCGAGAAGAAGGUGAAAGGCCGGACCGGUUGGCCGCAGCAGGUCUGGGCUCUGGAGCUCAACCAGUGACCCUCCUCCCCCCACCCCCUAAACCCUCGCCCCCCUGCCAGCCAAAAAAAAAAAACAACAAAAAAACAACAAAAACCAAAAAACUUUCUCACAGACUCUGGAUUCAAAAAGCCACUGACUGAUUGAACGUGCGCACACCGCUGUGCACGUGCAGUGAUGCGCAAAAAAAGAGAGAAUGAAAGGACAACAUGUAAACACAGUGAACGCGCGGCGGAGGAAAACACCAACAUGAACACUUUGUUGAGCUCCUUUCCUCCUGAUGUGGUUUCUAACUCCACACACACACACACACACACACACACACACACACACACACACACACACACACACACACA
Molecule: messenger RNA, 1029 nt
Organism: Thunnus maccoyii (southern bluefin tuna)
Lineage: Eukaryota; Metazoa; Chordata; Actinopteri; Scombriformes; Scombridae
Product: heart- and neural crest derivatives-expressed protein 1-like
Exons: 2
Coding region: 122-694 (190 amino acids)
Biological process (GO): heart development; regulation of transcription by RNA polymerase II
Molecular function (GO): protein dimerization activity; RNA polymerase II transcription regulatory region sequence-specific DNA binding; DNA-binding transcription factor activity, RNA polymerase II-specific
Source: RefSeq, a predicted model, not a curated record